Messenger RNA from Podarcis lilfordi (Lilford's wall lizard), 41086 nucleotides. Lineage: Eukaryota; Metazoa; Chordata; Lepidosauria; Squamata; Lacertidae. The record is from the annotation of a GenBank genome assembly.
AGCGCUCAGGAGGCGCGGCUUCCGGCCUCUCCUCCUGCUGCUGCGCCUCCUCCUCGGCGCCCCUCACAGCAGCAGCAGCAGCAGCAGCGGCGGCCGCGGGUCGGGCCUGGGAUGCCAAGAUGGCGUCGGCGGCGUCGGUGUCGGUCUUCCCCGGCGUGCGGCUCCUGACCAUCGGCGACGCCAACGGCGAGAUCCAGCGGCACCAGGAGCAGCAGGCGCUCCGCCUCGAGGCUCGCACCGGGCCCGACGCCGCCUGCCUCGCCCUCUAUAGCCGUGAGUGGAGGCGAGAGACGGGGCAGGUGGCCGGGCGGGGGGAAGGGGCCUGCUCGGGCUGAGGGACGGGUGGAUGAAUGGCUGGCUGGCUGGCUGGCUGGGGCGCGGAAGGGCCGGUGCCUCUGGGCAUGUGGAGAGUGCCGCACCUCCGCCACGCUUCCAGUGACGGGGGCCGGCACUUCGGUCCCCCCGGAAUGGCGCCGCCUCACUCUUCCUCCAACUCUCCUAGGAGGAAGGCGGUCAGGGAAGAGGCGCCUCAGGAACGGGGUUGGGAUGAAAUGCCGACAUGGGGAUCCUGCCGCCCGAGGCAGUCGCCUUGCCAUGUGGGUGAGCCGGCCCUGCAUCCCAGGGAUAGGUUGCAUGUCACGAUGGGCAUCUGCUGAGGUGCCGGGCAGUGCUUUUUUUCUUGGGGGGACGCAGGGGUAUGCAUACCCCUAAACAUUUUGUGAGUCUUUGUACUUUUGUCCAUUUACUAUAUUAAUUUAGCAGGAUUUGAACUAUAAAAUGGUGAUUUCCUUGAGUCAAAAUGAGAGUACAGUGGUACCUCGGGUUAAGUACUUAAUUCGUUCCGGAGCUCCGUACUUAACCUGAAACUGUUCUUAACCUGAAGCACCACUUUAGCUAAUGGGGCCUCCCGCUGCUGCCGCACCGCCGAAGCACAAUUUCUGUUCUCAUCCUGAAGCAAAGUUCUUAACCCGAGGUAUUAUUUCUGGGUUAGCGAAGUCUGUAACCUGAAGUGUAUGUAACCUGAAGCGUAUGUAACUCGAGGUACCACUGUACCCCUAAACAUUUUUUUAGGAAAAAAAAAAGCACUGGUGCUGGGCCAGGUAGACAGGCUUGAAUUGUCCCAAUACAUCAGGGGUUAUCCUUAAGUUCGUAAGAUGGGGCAGGCAGGUAUUGUCCUUUGAAGGAAUGGGGCGGGGUGGCCGCUCAUUAUUCUUGCCAUCAAUUGCAUCUGUAUUCUGCCUUUCCUUCAGAGAGCUCAAGACAGAAUACAGAAAUUCUGCUCCUCCACAUUUUUUGCUUGCAACAACCCUGUUAGGUUGAGAGGCAGCGGCUGGCCCAAGGUCACCCAUUGAAUUUUGUGGCCAAGUGGGGACAGUGGUAAUCUUUACUCCUCCUUUGCAAGCAUGUGGAGUGGGAGGCUAUCCCAUGCCUAUCCAGAUUCCUGCCUGGUCCAUGCUGAGUGGCUGUCUCUGCUUCUUGCUCUUAAACACAAACUGACAGGUUUCUUGGAAUACUUCACCUGCUGGAUGACUAGUUCUGUGUUGCCUUGAAAGGCUUUCAUAGUCUUAUGGAAAACUUGCAGGGAGUCCAGUUGGUUCUUCAAAAAGAGAUGCAGAUGUCUGUCUAGCAUCUGAAGUACCUUAACUAAACUAGUAGAAGUUGAUUCCCCCCUCCCCCAAGCCAUCUCUCAAAUUAUCACAUCAACAGCUGAUUUCAAAAAAGUUUUUUUGAGGGGGACACAUAGUGGUUAAAGCUGAAUGUGAAAUGUCUGUUGUGAUUCUAGAAGACAAAAAAGUAAAUGGGUUGAAAGGCCAGGUAAGUAAAGAUUUUAAAAGAUUUUUUUCAGUCAUACCGAGAUUAAAACUGGAAUAGGGCAUUUUAAAAUUCGGCUUAAGAUCCUUAAGUUUAUUUUUGGCCUGGAAGCCAAACAGGUCCAAAAUCUGACAGGUUUUUUUGAAACUGGGUUAAGAGGCUGUUUUGAGUAUCAGAAGAAAGAACUGUCAAGUCACUCAUCAAACUAUAGAAGCAUAUGUAGUGAGGUUCAUUUGUCCUGGAUACAAAUGGCAUUUUAAGAGUGUUUUCAUAUACUGCUGGAAUGGCUACACCAUUGUAAUAACAAUACUUAGUGACUGUAUAGUACUUUAAAGUUUCUGUUCAUUAUCUUAGUAAUCCAGUUCAGUAAAAUAGACCAGUUUUAUCAUCCCAGGUUGAGGCUGGGGUUGUCAAAGGUUGUCAAAGGUUGCCUAAUGAGCUUAUGUCUGCAUAAGAUCUGAAUUGGAUCUUCCUAGUUCGCAGCUCCCAGUAUAAGCUACUCUGCAACACCACUGGCAAAUUCCGCUGCAGUUGUGACAUCCUAAUGCUGUGCUUUGUGUAUGUUUAGUUAGCUAGGUCCUUCAAAGGGACCUGCUAAUAUGUACAGGAUUGUAGUUCCAGGUUCCCAAGUAACAAUGCAAUGCUGAACCAAGUCUACUCAGAAGUAAGUACUAUUCAAUUCAGUGGGGCUUCUAGGUAAGUGGAGUUAAGAUUGCAGCCCAAGUCAGUCAUACAUAGCAGAGUAGUGCAACCAGCUUUUAGCUUCUGGGACAGAAACACUUCUAUCAAGUGCAUCAUUCUCUGAAUGAUUGGUGGAAAGGAUUCCUAGUAUCAGGAAGAAAAUGGGAAAGUGCAAUGAAACUGGAGUAUGUGGUUCAAGAGGGGACCAAAUUGUUACUAUGGAAGUUAUCCAAAGAUGCUGUCAUUCUAAGGGCUUUUAAUGUCCUCACAUCAGUGAAGGAAGGAGCAGGCUGCAGCCAAUGGGUGUGCAUAUAUUUACAACAGAAUCAGCCUUGAAUUGGGUGCCCUAGUAAAGUGUCUGCAGUUAGACCUGCAGAGAACAUAGUCACUUACUAGGUUUAGCCAGUAAGUGCCUCACAGAGUGGACUGUGUGUGCUUUUAGCUGUCAUUCUUGCUUGUUGAUGAUGCCUCUUACGGAGACAACUGCAGGGAGACUUCAAAGACUUGAAGCUGUGGAAAGAAGCCACUGACUUUAUUAGAAUGAAAGCACUGCAAUCCCGUGUGUUGCAACACAGUGCAUCAUGACUCCUCAGUAGGGUGACUACAACUCAGCGCUGGACUUGACAGGUUCAGAGUAUUUUGUAUACAUGAUCUCUAAUCCUUUCUAGCUUGCAUACCAAGUGAGCUCUUGGUGUUCCGGGCCUGCAAUAGCAGGGUCAGGGGAUACAGCUGCAGUAGAACUGACCACUCUGUUGCCCAACAGGCACCCUGUUCAGGCUUAGUUGGUCUGACAAGUGAUGUGGAAAUUUUGGUAAACUUCAGCAUACAUGAUGACUCUUUAGUGCUGGCUUAGGAGUUUAUGGCCUCCAUGACAAUCGACCUGUUAACUGGUUGAAAUUGAAACAAAAGCCCCCAUGAAGCUGGCCACAUACUUCUCUUGUGUUGCAGGGAACAGCAAGAAACCACCAAGCUAAUGUAUGAGAUAGGUUUCUCUAGGGAAGGUUGCGGGACUCAGGAGUGCAAAUGCUGCCAAGUGAAUAGGUUUUUGUCUUUCAAAAGGCCUGGUUUCUUUUUUGCUUGACUCUGGAAGAUUCACUCAGUGCAAAGCUGUCCAGGGGAAUGGGGCCUGCCUGCCUGCAAGACCCAACAAUGGAUUGGCAUUUUUCUAGUGCUUUUAUUUCUCUGCAGAGAAAUAAAUAAUGAGUUCAUUAGUAACAAUGAAUGAAUGCAAUUGCAAAUACAAUAUUAGGCAAGCAUGGCAGUUUCAGUUUUUAGAUUUAUUUAUUAAAUGCAAGUAAAAUAAAUUGCAAUAAAUAGGCUGCUCUCUAUGGUAUCAUAAAACUUUCUUUUGCAACUUAUUCAAAUUGGCAUAGGGAAGUUACCCUAGAUUGAAUAGGGUUUCCCCCUCUUGAAAACUUACACCACUGAUAAAAACCCAUCGGCUAAACACACAAAAUUGCUUUUUCAGUAGAUUACUCUCACCAUCAUGAAGGAAUUGUCUAAUUCUGACAAAUCCAGUGUGGGGGUUGAGACUCUAUAACUUCCCUUAGGAAGUUAUAGAAUUCAGCUUAGGAAUUCAGCUUUGCAGAAUUGUUGCUAGUUUAGGUUAAAUAUGAGGAAAAUAUUUUGACAUCUGCUUUAAUGCACUAGUGUAACAAACUCAUUGGUAGAUGUGAAUUUGCAGAGCAAUUGUUUGUUGCUUUUGUUUAAAACAUUUGAGAACUCGACAUGGGUCCUCCUUAAUCCUCUCUUUAGGCUACACAUAGGUCUUUCCAGCUGUCUUCUGAAACCUUUUCAGCUUCUCAGAUUCCAGUUUGAAGGGAAUCUAAAACUCCAGAGAAGGUUGUUGUUGUUAUUAUUAAUUAAAUUUGUAUACUGGUUGGUAUAUCUACUACCAGCACUGAGCAGUGUGACAGCCAUUUUAGAAGCAGCUGGCUCAAGGGGUUCAGCCUAAAACAGAAGUGAUUUCUGCUAUGGGAGGUGCUUUCUCUUGCAAGUGCCACUGUCCUGCUUGCUGUUUUUGACCCCUUAACUAGGCAUUUUUAGUGCCUACAUUGUAUUGGACACAAGCCUCACAAAACUUUACUUCAAAUAACGCUGAGAUUUGGUGUUGUCUUCUAACAAGAGAGAGCACAAAGAAAUAAGAUAAUGCGCUAUACUCUAGUGCUUGGUUUUAGUAUGCUGAAACACACUGUGCAAACUGCAACCUCCAUUACCAGUAUUUUCUUUUUAAUAAUAUAGCGUUACUGAUUUUUUCUGUGAAGUAUGCAAACAAAUGCAAAACAAACAGCAACAGUCAUUUUGCAUUAACCAAAACAAACACACGCUUGGUGUCCACCAGCAAAUUCUGGUAUCACAUAAAAAAGAAGAGAGUUUGAUAUUAUCCCUCCAGACCCAUUACCAGCAUUCUUGAAAGUAUACCUUGUAUAUUUUCCCCAUCUCACUCUUGUAGAAGUUAAUUGCUAGCUGACAUUUAGAUACACCUUGCAAACCUCAGACUGGACUUUUGGUAACUUAAUGAAUAGAUACAAGUUAUUUCUUUUCCUGAACAAGAAGAUCUCCAGAAUGGCUGUAGUCAAAUAUAAAAAAACACAUUAAAAUAUGUAAAAGAAUAAAAGAUGACAAAAAUCUGAAUUACAUCAACAACUCCAGAAAAUAUAAAAAAAACUGGAAUAUAAACCUUCAAACCAUGUCACAAAAGUGAAUUCUUUAAGCUUUGCUGCUGCUCCAGAUUACCAGGAGACAAAACUUCACUUCUCAAGCAGCAGCUUUCAGAACAUUCGUCUAGAGCAGUGGUUCCCAUUUGGGUUAUGUGGACCUGUUGGGUCUGCAGACCACUAAUUGGGAACCACUCUUCUAGGGCAAGUGACCUGAUGCUUGGGCCUGUAGCUUCUCAGGUUUAAUCUGUUGUGAGGGAAAUCUUAAUGUUAAAAGCCAAGAAAGACCUCUGUCCAUAGUGUAUUGUUGGUGGGCAUGUGGGCAAACUACUAGCCCCACGUCUUGGGGAAGGGAUACUAUAGCUUGUUUAUCAAGCAACAGUUUUCGCUGUGUUGUCGUCCUAUGCUUUCUCUUGCGACUUUGAUUUCAGUGGAUGCUCAGCAAAUGAUUUGAGGGGAAAUUGACAGCUCUUUCUUUCCAGGUUUCUUUCUAAGCCCUAACAAGUUUCUUGUUUUCCUUCUACCGCUUACUUUUUUCUUUUUCUUUUUUCUAAUUACCAAAAGGAAUAAUACUAGGUGAACUAUUGGAUCUUCUUUAAACGGUAUUUCCUACCAAAUUAUGGCUCCUAUCCAAAAUAAUGCUGGAGAACAGGGGUUCCCAAUGUCUCUUUUCUCAGGGCCACUCUGCUGACAGUAGUUCAGGGACUAGAAGUAUAUUUUUAUACACAAACUGAUCCCCUUAAAGAUGCCCUAAGCACAAACAUAAUACGUUGGCAUCACCUAGUAGAAAGGGCUUGACAGGGAUUGGGCACCUACGACCCAUCACAGCCAUGACAACUGCAUGCAAAAUCUAAAAGAGAUGUCACUGUCCUGACUGCCACCCAAAAUAUGUAAACAGAGGCUCUUACUUGUAAGUAAGUGACCCUUAUUCAGGCAAGUAACAGGGCUUGUGAUAAUAGUGAAGUGUGGGGCACCUCUUAUGCCUUGAAAACAUUUCCCUUAUGAGUAAAAUACUGGGUCAGCUUCUUACAAUACCUUGAUUAAAAUAUGGUAAGGCCAGCCAGGACUGAAAAAAUUGCUUUGGAAUCUCAGUCCGGUCAGCCAUAUUUCCAUGGUUGUUUGGGGUUGAAUGCAAGUGACAGCUGAUUGAUUUGACACAUCCUUUCUGGUUGGAUGGGGCAAAGUUAGGAAUGUGAGAGCUGGCCAGAGGUCUAUUUAACAUGUUCCUGGUAGUUUCAGAAAAGAAAGGAAUGGUGUUUAGUAGUGCAAUCUGAUCACUGGAAAGUUUCUUCUCAUGCCUGACAGUUAUCAGGCAAAGUUUCCAGUUGCUAACAAAAUACGUUACGACCGUAUGCAGAUGAUAGUCCUGCUUCACUAUUUAAGCUAAGUGCUACUUGGAAAUCCAGCAGCACUCAGAUCCUUAGUAUCCAUUGAUCAUAUAGCUGAGGGAGUGUUUGUAUAACUAAAGUGUGACCAUAUUUUUUGUAUUCUGUUAGCUGAGCUUUCUAUUAGUGAAUAAUAAGCUAUUUAAAUUUCACAGAAAUCAGAUAAAAAUUGAUAUUUUUUCAUUCAUCUACCAGAGAGUUUCAAAAAAUGAAGGUGCAGCCCUGAAUUUCUCUUUCAGCAAUGUAUGGUAGUUGAAUACUACAAUAUCCAUGCAAGAUGAUGAGAACUUCACAUACGAUUGCCUUCAGACAUAAACUGGAACUCAGAUUUGUUAGUUUCCUGAUAUAUAGAGGGAGGGGGAUUUCUGCCUUCAUGAUUUAAACAUACAUUUUCCACCUGAUUUUUCUGAAAUUUUGAACUUUUCUAUCCCUCACCCAAGAGAUACUCUAUGUAAAUUUUACACUGAGAAGACAGAUUGUAUCAGUUUUACAAGAAAAGUAAAGAUAGCGAGUCCCCCAGUAGAAAUCCAGCACAGCAGCAAGCAAGUGUAAUAGAAACCCUGGCAGAUAUCCAGCAGGUACUCCCUUCCAAAUAACUUGCCGCAUAUGUAGCUAAUGAACUUCAACUAGACAGGGACAUAAGGUUGCUUGAUUGUUCCUUGUGAACAUUAUUGGUCUGGAGUUUAGCUCUAAAUGACUGGGUAGACAUUAGACUAAUGUGUGUUCCCCGCCCGUGCACUAUUUAGUAUUUAAGAAUUACAGUAAUGACUCCUGUACAAUUUUAAUGCUUCUGCAGAUUUUAGCUAAAUUCUGUUGUUCUUUACUGGGACUGUUUAAGUAAUGUUAUGCAUUAUAAAGGCCCACUGUUGCCUAGCACAACUAAGGACUUAACCAGUUUUUCAGAGGAGAAGGGAAUUUUAGGGACUGUAUACCUCUUACACAUUUGCAUCGUAUGUAGCUGGGUUGUAGAACUUGUGUAUGUGUCGCUGUAGUAUACAAAGUUGGAGAAUGCAGACCUGGAAGAGCUAGAGAGCUAGUGUAGUGUAGAGUCCAGACUGGACUGUGAAGAUGGGAGACCUUGUGCAAAUCUUGUUUCCGUCAUGGGUUGCAAGGUAAAACAUGUGAAAUCCUUUGACUCCUCCAAAGCAUCAUAUAAAUGCUAAGUAUUGGUGAGGAUGUUGUUUCUGCUAAAGAGGAGGAUAUACAUGGAUAUUAGAGGGAAACAGAAAAGAUUGGUGCCUACCUGCUUGGUAUUGGGUCUUGGCCUAAAGGCUAAAAAACAAUGCCUGCUCUGAGCCCACAAACCUGAAGUAUUAUGUGUUUAUAUUUGUUAGCCAAGUAAAUGGAGCAAUAGCCAGAAUCCAGCUCAGCCUGUAGUGGUGGAGCCAAACCUGGGAAGAAAUCAAGUACUAUUCAGUUAUCGAAUGAGAUACAGAUGUAAUAGUUAAGGUGCUUCACGUCAUUUCAUUUCACUUUGGUCCCAACUUCUGUGGCCUACUAUCUGGGCUCUGGAUAUUGCUUCCUUUACUUGGCUAACACAUUAAACUCAUAUGUCUGAAGAUGUUCAGACAGGCAUCAAUCUUUUAUGUUUCCUUCUAGUUUUCAAGGUAUCUCCUUUGUAUUCAGUUCACCAUACAUUUGCUUCGCUAUUCCUCUUGAAAGAUAAUGACUUGGCCUAGUAGAAAAUUGAAGCUGAAUCUCUUUGAUCCAUAUACAACAUGGAUCCACUACACCACGCUGUCAGGUGGAGUAAUCACUGCAUAACUGCUAUCAGGGAAUUUUUGUUGUGAUACAUUCAUAGUUAGAAUCCCUGUUAUAAUUGAAUUCUACCCAUUUAACUCAUUGUAGUGGUCUCAGGGUCUAUAAGCAAGAGUGAAAGCAAUAUGGUUGGCCAUAAAAAAACCUUGUCAGUUGAUUUUUUUUACGUCUUUAGGUAAUGCAGUUAAUUAUUUUAGUAGAAUUGUAUUACUACAAAACCCAAGUUAAGUUGUGACCGAAAUCCAGUGGAGAAAUAGGUAUGCUUAAUUCCAUUUCUUUCAGUUGGCUUAAGCAUGCCUCACUUUUUGUUGGAUUUAUGCAUAUUAAAUUAAAUUUUAAGCUAUUAACAGUGUUCAAAUGUAUGUAAUUGAUCAAAGGAUUGCAUAGUUCUUGGCAUUUAUUUAGAACCCUGGGGGAGCUCAGACAAGGUCUGUGUAGCCAUAAUCUAAGAUGGCUAGGGAGCAAGGAGUUACCUCUCUGGCUUUUUCAAAUUCAGAUGACACCAUGAUGCAAAGAAAGUCAGCCCUCCAAUCUGCAGAAGGGCUUUCUUGGUUUCAUGCAGUAAUUGACCACAGCUGUCCAGUACCCCAGCACUGAUCCUAUUACUCAUUAACAUUAGCAGAGUAUCCUUUGUAGAAAAUCCCCAUAAUUCUGUUCUGUGAAAUGAAACUACUGAAUUCUAAUGCUUUUAACUUUUAAACAAAGCAUUUUAAAUGCAGUGUGUUAUAUCCAAUUCUCUGUGAGUGACGUCAUGCUUGUGCAGUAUGAUACCCCCACCAUCUGCUCCAGCCUGUCCCCCAACCCUCUGGAACACAUUUUGGCGGUGCACUGUGGGGCAGGGAGAUGGGUCAAGGGAGACGUCCUGUUGUGCAAGCAGAAGUCUGUUGUGUGAGCAGAGUGAGCAGCACUGGAAUCAACCCAGUACAUUGGCGUGUAAGUCAUGGGUGUUUUGUAGCAGAGUAAUGAUUUCAUGAUUGAAGUCUCUACAUGUGUAAAUCUACAUAUUUUGCAUACACACAAAAUAUUAGCUGAAGUUUCUGCGUAGCCUUUUUUCAUUUGUACAGAGUAGUGACAUGGGGAAAGGGAUGAAUGUGUGACUGACAUUUGUGGUGGGUUGGAUAUGCUAGUGACAGACAACCUUGAUUGGGCUCUGCCCUCUGUACAUCUAGGAUAAAUACACUGUCUGGGAGUGUUUUAAGUAAAAGUCAUAGGUUAUGUAAAAAGCACUGGCUAGAGUAGUGUUGUGUGCACUAACAUACCCUUUCUCCUUAUUUAGUAUUCUUUGUACCUUUACAGCAAGAUCCACAAAGAGCCUUGUGGCACCUAAAAGGGCUAUUGUAUUUUAUUGUUGUUGUUGUUUUGUCGUUUCUGACUCUUUGUGACCCCAUGGACCAGAGCACGCCAGGCACUCCUGUCUUCCACUACCUCCCGCAGUUUGGGCAGACUCAUGUUAGUAGCUUUGAGAACAUUGUCCAACCAUCUCGUCCUCUGUCGUCCCCUUCUCCUUGUGCCCUCAAUCUUUCCCAACAUCAGGGUCUUUUCCAGGGAGUCUUCUCUUCUCAUGAGGUGGCCAAAGUAUUGGAGCCUAAGCUUCAGGAUCUGUCCUUCCAGGGAGCAUUCAGGGCCGGUUUCCUUAAGAAUGGAUAGGUUUGAUCUUCUUGCAGUCCAUGGGACUCUCAAGAGUCUCCUCCAGCACCGUAAUUCAAAAGCAUCAAUUCUUCGGCGAUCAGCCUUCUUUAUGGUCCAGCUCUCACUUCCAUACAUCACUACUGGGAAAACCAUAGCUUUAACUAUACAGACCUUGGUUGGCAAGGUGAUGUCUCUGCUUUUUAAGAUGCUGUCUAGGUUUGUCAUCGCUUUUCUCCCAAGAAGCAGGCAUCUUUUAAUUUUGUGACUGCUGUUACCAUCUGCUUUUUUGAGGACUAAAAUUCCUUGGUGCUUCUCAAACUGUGGGUCGUACAAAAAGGAGGUGUCCCCCCCCCACUUUCCCAGGACAAGUAGCCACCUUAAGAGACAUGCCUACUCUCUUGCUUGCUCCAUAUAUGCCCUACUUAAAUCAUAUUCAGAACAUGAUUACAGAUUGUUUUUGAACUAAGUACAACCAUGUUGGUUCUCCAGUGACAUCCACACAUUCCUGGUUGCUGGGAUUGGUGUAGUGGUGUGUGAGGCACCUAGCCACUAAUCUUUAUUUAGGGAAAGGAUUAUUGGGAUGUAACAGAGCGGGUGAGGAUCAGCCUUUGGUUUCAUGGACUAUUCUGCUUGCAACUCUCUGGAUUGCUUGGGAAAAUGGUGCCUGAGGCAUACCACAAUAUAAUGUGUCUGAGGCAUACCACUACCAUUGUAAUACAAGUUGAAAGUAUUUUAUUUCGUUUCACAGCAGUAAGGGAGAUGAGCCUAAACGUUGGGAAAUGUAAAAUCUAAAUUGGCCGUAUUUGGAUUGCUUAUGCUUAUUCCAGAUGCUUCUCCUGUUUUGCGAACAACAAUCACAUAACAACAUAAACAGUCUUAAAUACAGAAUAUUUUUCCUCUUCUGUAUUUAAGCCUGGCACUUGCUGGGAAUACACAGAGAAAGUACCUAAGGAAGAAUGUCUUCCAAUGCAGCAACUUUUUCUGGCUUUGCAGUACUAGCAUUGGAGCUUAGCAUAGAUAAAAUCUUGGGAGGUGGGUGAGACACAAGCUGCACCCUUGGAAUAAGCCUGCUAUUGGAAGAAGAAAGCUGGACUCUGGAGUGGAAGCAAGGCAAGCAUCUCAUCUCAUGAAUCCAGCUCUGAUGUGACAAGCUCUGGCGGCCUUUUUGAAUUCACCAAGCAUUCAGCCCUUUUGUGCUCAGUGUAUGGAAGCCCAGGCCACAUCUGCUGUGCCCCUUUUAUCACUCACAAAGAACUUGGAGGCCCAGCUUGACAGCUUAAUUAAUGUGCAUGAGAGACAUUUACAUUGAAUAGCUUUCAAAAGCAGAAUCUUGAAAAGGCAGGGCUCUCUUUUCUAGGAUCUGAAUUGUGUUCUUUGCAAGGCACACAACUGCUCUGGGAUUUUUAUCCCCUCCCUGUCUUGGGCUAACCCUUGCCUUUCCAGUCAAUUUCAGUCUGAGGCAUUGUUCAUAUCCUAUCCUGGCUGCUUAUGUCUUCAGGGAGACCAAGCCUCAUUGUGUUAAUUUUACUACAUUGUGCAGUAAAAUGACUCCAACUGAGCUCAUGGCCUUGUCUCUGACCUGUCAUUGAAUUGGCAGCUCUUGGUGUUGCAGGGAGACUGCUUGGUGGAACUCUUGAUUUCUUUCCUCUUCACCUCCAUCCUGUCCUCUCGAUUUUUUGUCCCAGCACAACAUGCUAUAAUCUAUCCAGGGGAAUGAGCAAAGCUUUAGAAUAAAAAACAAACAAAAGGAAAAAAAACCCCUCAAAAUUGUCAGGUCCCUCUCUGAACUCUUAGUUUAAAAAUUGCACAAUGUCUUUACACCUCAAUUUCAGACAGUUUUGCACUGGUUGUUGCAUUCAUUUAUUAUACAGGAGCCAAGAGGGCAGUUUGAUGCUUGGGAUAAACUAAAAUAAAUUACAAGAGUGCCCACUGGUGUUACCAAAAGGAUGCUGUGUUUGUAUUCUGUGACAUUCUGUGCUUGUAUUCUGAAUGCUUCCCUAGUGAAUGCUUGCCUGUGGGGCAAUCUGAGGUUGUGAGGGUGAAUGUGUGUGGUGCCCACAGCCUGGUGCUCCUUUCCAACUGCGGAAAUGAAUGUUCAUUUCCAGGAAGCACUCUUUUUUUGUACUAUAGGAAUAACUGAGAUUGAUGGGGUCCCAGAAUUAUAUUAUUUAGAAGCCCCAGCAUUCGGAAUCUUGCUCUUUAAGGAAAGUGUGCUAUGUUUGAUCUUGUCACUUGAGUAACCACUUAUAUUCAACCUCAUAUUAAAAGGAGAGGGCCUUCUUUUCUGAACCACUCAGGGUAAGAUUCUGGGCCUUCUAUGGUGUAGUAUGUUGAGCUCUUGAAUUCAAGAUGAGCCUUGAAAUAUUAGAAUGGGAUUUGGUACAUUGAUCAAGGCCCAGUUUAAAAGAACGAACCCAUCUUGAUCCCUGCACCCAUUUCCCUGUCAGAAGAUGCGAGGCAGAAAGCCGCGUGCUGUCUUUGAUGACUCAGGCAUGCCACUUUUUAUUCUGGAGUGUUCUGAACACUAUUGAGCAUUUCAAAUGUGAACCCCAGUUUAACCCAGCACCUGUCUUCAAAAGGAAGGGAAUGCAAGAUGCAUUGCAUCAUGAUAUGUUUCAACGUAUAUUUAGACCCUGUCAAGUAAACUUUCCAGGUCAUGGAAAAACGUUGUUCUUUCCAGUAACUACCAGCCCUUGUUUCUGGGAAAUUCUGAUACUUUUCAAGUUUUACGUGUGAAUAUAGAACAAAAUAGAAAUUUCACAGUUGUGCACCUAAAUUGGCAACGAUUCAGUAGGGCAAAAAGACAUGUAGGCCUUGACUACUGGCUUUCAACUUCAUUCUGGGCUUGUGUUUUAUGACAUUGCUGAGCUAUUGCAUUUAUUCUCACUGAUUCCUGAAAUAUAUUUAUGAAAUCUUAGUCAGAUUUCUUUGAAUACUGCAUAUAAGACAGCUUGCUCUGCCACAAGAGUGCUUUCAUAAAAAUAACAGGACAUUUAGCUAAAACCAACAUCAACAUUUGCUGAAACAGUUGAGUUUUCUCCUGCUGCCUCGUUGUGAAUUCAGUUGUGGUUCUGCAACAUGCUUGGUGGUCAUGGACGUAGCCUUCCGAUAGUUACCUGGGGCAGAGGUUCUCCAUAUGUUUUAAGGGUUUGGAGAGAGCCCUACUGGAGAAGGCACUUUGACAUCAAAAUAAUUUCUUAGACUCUCAGACAUUAUGAUCGACAGCAGAUGCAAACACUGCUGAAUAGAUGCUGCAAGACAGAGGUGAACCCUCUUCCUUCCUUUCCCCCUUUCCUUUUGACAAGCCAUCCUGACUCAAAAGAUGCUCAGGGCUGCUUUUCCUCAGGCCAUGAUUAAGUGGACUAGCGUCUGAACAGAGUAUUGCCAAAACUGUUAAACUUAAACUGUUGACUGAAUAAAUUAUUCUGCUUGUUAACCUUUGCCAGCAUGUGAUUAACUUGUUCAGCCCACAGUGCACCCUGAAUGGAUUGUUAAGAUGCUUAGGAAGAGUUUGGAUUGACUUGGAAUCUACAGUGGGUUAUUCAUUUUAUCUUGUUUAUAUAAGAUUAAUUAGUAUUAGGGGCUAGGCACUGUUCUCCAAAAUUUCUCAUAGCUGAUGCACAUCUUUUUCCUGAAUUAAUAUUGAGAACACAUUUUACAGCCUCAAAAGUUUACCUUUAAGAGUGCAAGAGUAAGAACUACCUACAUUUAGAGGAGCCCACUGUGAUGUUGCUGUAUAGGGUAUAUAACCAUUGAAUCCAUUGUGCUAAACAUAUGUAAAAAAGCAAAUCAUGAAUAUAGGUAGUUGGGACAACAUAUACUUUUGCAAACAUCCUUAUACAUUAUCAUUUGAAAACUAAAUAUGACAAAUGGCUGAAACAGCUUUCACAAAUACUAACUAGCUGCCUAACUGCAACCUUAAGGAGGACUGAAUAUGAGAGAAGAUUGCUGACAAACCACAACUUGAGAAUUAAGCAAUACAUCUGCCAGGGAGAUAAUAUAAUUUACCAUGUGGGGAAAAUUUCUCAUGAAUGAACAUAUGCAAGCAUAAGAGAUUAAAAAAAAAUAGUUUGGAGGAAUUCCCUCACUGUAGCAUAUGUGCAAAACAAAGAAAACUGAAUUGCAAAUCUAUUGCAAGGUUUGCUGUUGCAAACCUUGCACAUGCUAGGCACUGAGUGCAUGAAAGGUAAAUGAAGCAAAAGCCUGUCACUGGUUAGGGUUCAGUUUCCUAUAAUCCAAACAAAAAAAAUCUUGACAGCAUAUGAACUUUCUUCAAAGUGACCCACCAAAGGGGACUGUGGGGCAAUAACUACUAGAAAUAUGGUUGAUGUGAACUAACAGAUGCCUACUCACCUUACUGAAUAUCAGUAGGGAAUGGCUACAGGUAGUGAGGCAUUUCAUUGCUGUAAUGAAGAUUAGGAAGUUCUUGAAAUUCAGGUUCUUGCUUCUGCAGAAGUCCCUGUUCUGCUGAAGUCACAAAUCUGCUCCAGAGGGCUAGAGGAAACCCCACAACAGAUUUAGGGUGUGUGUGGUGGAGGGAGGGGGAGGAGAGUUCAGUUACACAAGGGUAACUUGUGCUGCUCAAAUGAGAUAUUUGGAUAUUUGCCCUUGUGUCCCAUCUUUUAGGAGACAUAUGUUUUCAGCAUUUGAUGGAGUCACUGAUUCUAUUUUCUUCUUUCCUUCCUUUCUCUCCACAGAAGAUGAUGUUUGCGUGUUCAAGUGUUCUGUGUCGAAGGAGACGGAAUGCAGUCGAGUCGGCAAGCAGUCUUUCAUUAUUACACUGGGGUGUAAUAGCGUCCUUAUACAGUUCGCAACGCCAAGUGGUACGUACCACCAGAUUUGUGUUUGAUUUAUGUACGUCUGCUGCUCAAGGGGCUGUGAAACUCCAGAUUGCUUCCUUAAAAACAACUUCAGAAGAAAACAACCUUGCUGGGUUCAAGAUGGCACCAGAUACAUUUUAUAUGGUCUCAUCUGCAAUGCUAGUGCCUUGACUGUAGGGUGCUAUGUGGUCUCUGACUUGCUUGUUGCUGAGGCUGUGAAACUUUAUACAGUCAGAGGGCUAGAUACUAUGUUAAUAGCCCAUAUAGGUUCAACAUAGCAUAUGAGACGAUUGCCCCUCUCAUUUCGCUGCCAUCCUAGUCUCCAUCCCCCAGAAAGUGUGUUGCCUGUUAGUUCUCCAAGUUCUGUGUUGGGCCUGAACAGUGACAUUUGAAUACUAAACAGGCCAUGUUUGACUUUUCUUUUAGACUUCUGCUCAUUUUAUAAUAUCUUGAAAAACUGUCGGGGCCACAACAUUGAGCAGUCUGUGUUCAGUGAGCGUACAGAAGAGUCUUCUGCUGUGCAGUACUUUCAGGUAGGUGGGUGAGUUCAACAGCUGAUGCUUUUUUCUGGUGUGUCACCAUAAGUUCCUUGUGUUCAUUUCCAAAUGUAUGUCUCUUGCAAGUUGGAGAUUUUUAAAGCUCCUUAUUGGUAAACAAGGGACUUCUGCUAAUUGAGUGUGUCUGCUUGUUUGCUACUCAUUAACUUUUUCAGCUGUUGAGGUAGGGAUUUGGGGAGGAGGCUUGGAAUUCUGGGAAGCAAAGCAAAAGUUGUAUGUUAAGGGCUGAAUGAUAGGAGGAUGAGCAGAACUUUGUCUACUUGGAAACCUCCAUAGAUUCUCGGUGUGCUGUAAAGCAUUCAAAGAACUGGCCAAACUGUGGGCACAGCUUUCUUCAAAAUCCUGAAGUCUUGGGCCUUAAUUGCAACUGUGCAGAUAGCUGGAUGCAUGUCCUGGUCGUUGUCAGAAACUGGGACGGCGUAGUGUCAAAAGUAGUUCUGCAAAUUAAAAUUACCAGGGCUUACACACUGGCAAUAUCUGUGCAUUUAAUAUUUCCAAGUGGCUUCCACAGUACUGCCGCAUGGAGAGAGAGUGAGUGAAAGAAGUGAGUUCUUCUGGUAGCAAUUACUCGUAAGCAUUGCUGUCAUUUUGGAUACUGAAUGCUUAUAUCGAGUGAGGUGCUUCUUUCUUUGAGAUAAAUGUUUACCGGCUUUAGCAGAGGCUUUUUGUUUCCCUUUAGUUUUAUGGAUACUUAUCUCAGCAGCAAAAUAUGAUGCAGGAUUAUGUCAGAACAGGCACGUACCAGCGAGCAAUCCUGCAGAACCACAGUGACUUUAAAGACAAGGUAAGGGGGUGGAGUCUAUUGGCACUUUCUGAGUGCAUCCUGUAUUUGUGAUGCAAGCAGUACAGGCACCUCCUAAUAAUGCAGAGUUUGUGAAAGGCAAGACCAAAUGUCUGCAAGUUUCACACCCAGGCUGCCUUUCUUCUGUGUUCAAAAUAAAUGUUAUCUAUUUCACAUAUUUGAAAAGUGGUAUAACGUGAGCAUUUGAAAAGCAGAUUAUAACAUUAAAUUUAAAAAAUAGAUGUGGCCUCACACCCAUGGCAAGGGUUCUGAGCUGAAUCCUAAGAAAUUCUGUCUGUACACCACCGCUGGGCAGUGGAAUUCCAGGGUCAGUGAAGAAAUGUUGACUAGGUCAGGACAGGUCAUAGAAUGAAGUCUUAUGCUUAAAUGCUUCUAGCUGGCUGGCUUGUUCUCUAAUAUGAGGACACUGCCACUUAAAAUCUCUGGGCACUGGAACUGCCUCCUUCAAAGAUGGAAAUAUUCCACACUUUAGAAUUUUGCAGUUGGUUUGGUUAGAAUUUGUGUUACAUACUAACUUCCUGUUAUACAAAUAUUUAAUGAAUUUACAAAGUCAUUCGGGAGGAGGGAGAAUUUGCUUAUGCUUAGUGACUUGACUAUAUGUCAUGUCUAUUCACUUUCCCCACCAGAUUGUAUUAGAUGUUGGCUGUGGUUCUGGCAUCCUGUCGUUUUUCGCAGCACAGGCCGGAGCAAGAAAAAUCUAUGCAGUGGAAGCCAGUACAAUGGCUCAACAUGCAGAGGUCAGUGAUGUUUCAAGGCUUAUGGAAAAGCCUCUGGGGAUCCACCCAUACUUAGGUCACAAAUGCUGACAUUUUGCAGCUGACAGGACAGUUUCCCUUCUCUUCCUUGUACUGCUCUGUCCUUAUAAAGAGAAAGUGGUGUUGAUUUAGGCAUUGAGAAGAAACUAGCCUUCGAUGCAAGGGUGGAAUUAAUAAUCUUUCCCCCAAUACACUCAGUUUGCUUAUAUGCAUUUUAUUUUUAAAAACAAUAUUUAUUAAGUUUUCCAAAUUAACAAUCCAAUAAUGGCCACAUUAAAAACAUUCUGAAUUAUAAAAUAAUCAAACAGUCCAAAUAUUAAGCCAAAUCAUAAAUCUUUGUUUGACUUCCCAUGCUCUUAGCUCCUCCGGCUUGUGUGCAUUUUAUAUGACGAUCUGCCGCGGAUUAUCUCGAAGGUCGAGAUGGGGAGAAGUCCAGAGGAAGGUUUUUGAGCACACGUAUGAAAUUCACUUUGGACCAGCCUAACCUACUUCACAGUCUGGUUGUGAAUAUAUUGUAGGGAACGUCCCAUGUUUAUAGUACUGAGUUUUGGGAACGCAUUUCCAAAUUUUCCACAUUUCCAAAUUUUCUCCACAGCCAUUUUGUGAAGGUGGGAUUGUUAUUUCUGACUUAGCAUUGGAAGUGAUGUCUCAUCAGAACGGGGCUAAACCCAAAUUAGGCUGAUUCUGCACAUGUCUAAAAUGCCAGUGGGCCUCUAAUUCAUUACUUCCCCUGAGCCAUUUUAAUUCUUGCUGCAAGUUUGCAAAUAAUAAUAAUAAUAAUAAUAAUAAUAAUAAUAAUAAUAUUUAUACCCUGCCCAUCCGGCUGGGUUUCCCCAGCCACUCUGGGUGGCUUCCAACAGAAUAUUAAAAUACAAUAGUCUAUUAAAUAUUAAAAGCUUUCCUAAACAGGGCUGCCUUCAGAUGUCUUCUAAAAGUCUGGUAGUUGUUUUUCUCUUUGACAACUGGUGGGAGGGCGUUCCACAGGGCGGGUGGCAAAUGUUGCAUUCUGUUCCAAGGAAGAUACUCAGGAUCCCUUUAAGCUGUUCAACAGAGUUAUUUUGAACUAUUUUAGCAUUUAGGAAUUCUCCUUGUAUUUUGCACACAUGGCAGGAACCUGCAUCCCUUCUGAUGUACUGAAGGGAUAGCUCAGUUGGUAGAGCAUGAGGCUCUUAAUCGCAGGGGAUUGAAGCCCCACGUUGGUCAAAAGGUUCCCUCAUUGCAGGGGGUUGGACUAAAUGACCCUCGAGGUCCUUAAAUCUACCGUUCUAUGGUUCUACUUUUUGCUUUUAUUUAAAGGAGAAAAUGGCAAAUUAUUCACAUGUGCAUCCUUCAACUUUUGCUCCAGGCACAGGUGACGCUUUAAAGCUCCAUAUCCGAGCAUUGGUGUUUUUUUGUUUUUGUUUUGUCCUGGCACUUUCCCUAGGAAAGCCCGCAUUUUGCCUGAAAUGAAAAACCCGAUCGCCAUUUGCUCCGAUUCAGCAGUAAAACAUGGGUUUUCCCAGGGAAAGUACUGGGACCAAAGAGCACAUGCUUGGAUACAGAGCUUUAAAUCCUGGACAAAAGAAAGUGUGGAUGAGCCCACAGAUACUACAUAUGUUUUUUGUAUCGGGAUAUCUCUACCCAAGUAUAAAACAUAUCUGCAAGACGCUAUGUGUCUGAAACUGGGGACUCUUAUCAUGGGGUCCCAGGUGCCCUGUACAUGCUGUCAGUGUUUGAAACUCCCAUUGUUCUAGGCACAUUUUGUGACAGGGAAUUUCAUUAGCGCAAGCAGUUUCUGAGCUCUGGUUGCCUAAGAUUUCAGAGUAAAACUGCAGAGUGGAAGGAAAGGAGGACCUUUUUCUGCCUCCCCACUUCCAACUACUCCCUGUAGGCUAGAGAAGAGACCCUCUUAAGAAUAUUAGGGGGAUAGGCACUAGAGCAUAUGAAAAGUGAACAUAAUAUUUUAGCUGCAGUUCAUUCGUUUUCAGCUUUGUAUUCUUGUUAUUAAAAAGUGUGCCUAGACAUUCUGUUGCUGUACCCAUAACCUAGGUUUAAGGUGCCAUUUAGCUCCUAGCUUUUAUAUCUCAGUUUCUAACACUGCACGCUGUGGCAGCUGUCUGGAAAUGCAGCACCACCUCCACUGCUGGUCCAAAAGAUUAUACUGCAGCUGCUACCAGUUCAGCAGGGAGCAGAUGACAAAAAGAGUCAACAAAGCAUCUGAUUCUGGCCUGACAUCUCAGUGUGAGGAAUUCAUUGCUUAAGUUCAAGAUGAACUGCUUAGCCACCUGCUGAACUUGUUUCCAUGUCCCCAGUCCUGACAAUGACAUAAGCAGCAGCCCUGGGUAUCUAUCUACCUGUCUAGGAUAAUAUUGUUUAUAUUGUUUAUGCUCGGGUUGCGAACGUGAUCCGUGGGGGAGGCACGUUCACAACCUGCGACCCGCGCGUCUGCGCAUGUGCGGGCUGCGAUUUGGCGCUUCUGCACAUGCACCAAAACCCGGAAGUAACUGUUUCGGUACUUUCGGGUUCGGUGCGGUGCACAUCCCGAAAUCGUGCAACCCGAGGUAUGACUGUACUGUUAGAGAAGCCCUUAAAAGUAUCCACCCCUUCCUCACAACAGAUAUCUAAGGACCAAACAGGUGGUGAGUGAUUGGUCUCUUUCUGAUUUUCUCCCAUGAUUUCCUCCUGAACAGGUUUUAGUAAAGAGUAAUAACCUCACUGACCGGAUCGUGGUCAUUCCUGGGAAGGUAGAGGAGGUCUCCCUUCCAGAACAGGUGGACAUCAUUAUCUCUGAGCCAAUGGGGUACAUGCUGUUCAAUGAACGUAUGCUGGAGAGCUAUCUGCAUGCCAAGAAGUAUUUAAAGCCCAGUGGUAAGUGACUUCCUCUUGCGCCAGUGGUGCAGUGAUGGGGUUUGGGUGGGCAGAAGAGCUUUUGUCAAGGCUUCUUCUGGCACACUAAGCCAAAAUGGCACUGGGUUACUCAAUAAGCAAGUGGUCCUUCACGUACCUGCAGAAUAAUAUUUUAAUAUGAAGGGGCAUUUUAAUACGGCAAUAAUCUUGCAGGCUGCAGGAGGUGACCCUACUCUGUAUUGCUCAAUGUGACUCUCCUCUGUCUGCCUUAGAUGCUGGUGAAGGAAGAGUUGGGGACGACCUGGUUUCCUGUUCAUGGUUUAAACAGGGGUUCACUCAACUUUUGAUGCUAGUAUAAAGUAGAGGUGGGCCAAAGAGUGAACGAUUAGGAAGCCAUGUGAAGCUUCUGUAUGCCAGUGUUUAUAGCAGGGGCUCGGAUCAAAAAGCCUUUGGUUUAAGAGAAAGCUGUUCCAAAUUCACUCAUGCAGCAGAAAGCAUAAAAACUGGCAGGUUAAGGCACCUGUCUUAAUUUCUGCGGUUUGUAAGCACUAAACAUGUUCUGCUAUCUUGCAUGUGGUGCUCACUUACAGCAUAGGCAUCAUGCACUCAAGUCUUUUCUGUUAGUCUUUCAGCCCUGAUUCACUUGUUUUGCAGGCUGGGGCAGCAGUGAAUCUGGCGUCAGUGGUGUUAAGUCAGUAUUUAAUAAGAUACAUACUGUAGUUGUUUAAGGGCACGACAGAAUCCUGCAAAAAAAAAUUUGCAUGCAAAGCCUCAAAUCCCUUCAUUCUCACAACUGGUCACUUGCAAAGCUUAUCUUAUGAAAACUUGAUCCUUUGUUGUAAUUUCUAAGCUUUUUAAAGUUCUGACAGCAUAGUAUGCAUCCAGUCCUGUGCAUUGCAGGGUGGAGGGAUGCUGAAGCCCUACCCUUCCUGUAAUGUAGUGGAUUGGCUUUAGUGGACUGCAGGGAGUACAGCAGGGUGCACAUUGAGACCUGAAACUUCUCUACAGUGUGUGUGUGUAUAUGGGAGGGAAUGUGUGCUUGGGGGGGGGGAGGGAGUUUCCCCCCCAACCCCAAUCCAUCUUGAGGAAGAGGAAUUUGGUUUGGAUGAUGCCUAACGGCACACAUCCACCAAGCCCAAUUUCCUCCACUUUGCCCCACCAGACUAAAGGGAAGCAAGCGGCAGGCUCCACUAUGCCGAUGCAGCUCUUCCCUCUCCAAGCAGGCUUCAGUAGCACAACGGAGCGUUCACUAGGUAAGUCGCCCACAAUUCUCUCUUCAUUGAGUAAAAUGGAAACGUUUUAACUUAGCAAGUUUGAUCCUACACAAUGUUCGAAACCAACAAGGGGCGCCCCCUAGCAACGUAAACAUGCAUUUUGGGAAUUCUUUCAACUUCCAAAAACGACAACAUCUAAGUAGCCAGAAGCAAAGGGCCUUCAUUUCUGUAUCCAAAUUCCUAAACUGCUCAAACUCACCCUUUGUCAUCUGGUGUUUUUAACAUUCAGCUAACUUGUACACCUGAGCUUAAAAAAAAGAAACCCACCCCCCCAAAUAAGACAUAUCAUAAUUCAAUCCUAUAAGGAACUCGUGGAACCUGCAAGAAGGUAUUGCAGUAUAUUACUCUUCCCUUUUUUGAUCCUGAGGGCCAUGUGGAAUGCGGGGCUGGAGCCAGUGAUAAGUGGGGCUUGGAUCCAAUCUUCCCUAAAGCAGGCACAGCUUUCCCUUCUCUUGUGCACUCUCUCUCCCCUUUCCCUCACCCUAUUCUCAGAGCAUCAGGGUGGGAGGAGGGAGGUUUAAAUCUUUCCUCCCAGCAUGUUGAGAUCCCAUUGUGUGAGGAGUUUUCCAUUUGGUGUGCUUCCUCAAGCAGCUGGCCAGUGGAGCAGGAGUGCAGUGUGCAAGGUGAUCUCAGCAUUCCUAUGUGCCCCCCCCGACUUACACUCAAAGCAGCAUGCUGAGCAAAGUGCUCUUUGGCACCAGUCAACUGCUGGGCAGUGAAGAGGGGGCCUCUGGGCUGCAGGCUGCAUGGGUUUCCCAUAUGUGCCCUAGAGCAGUUGUUCCCAAUUGGUGGUCCCUGCUGGGGGGGGGGGGUCCGUGUAACCCACCCAGGGAGUCUGUGGCACCAUUCACAAAACAAAAACUACCAUAGAGAUAGGAGAAUUUUCAAAAACUUAGCUUUUGAAAAACGGGGAAUCCACAAUUGAGUACCACUGCCCUAGAUCAAGCGUGGGCAGACUUCGGGUUUGACAGAUCUAUUUUGUGGGUUUUUUACUUGAUUCCCGAAGUUUGUCCAUUCGAGCUAGAUACAAAAGACAUGCUGUUAGAAUUGAACAACAAGAUUCAUCUGAGCACAUUCAGAUCCUGGGAAUUGGUUUUCAGUAUUUUUAUUAAUUAUUAUUAUUAUUAUUUAAAUUUCUAUACUACCCUUCAUCUGAGGAUCACAGGGAGGCUUAGAAUUAAAAACACAAAAAUACGUAACCUGGUAACAAACAAAAACAAUACCACCCCCCUCUCCAAUACCUGAACUAAACUGACCUCUCGGUAAUUUAGCACAAAAGUUACUCCAGUUUAGCGUUCUUCAUUUUGGCCACUGGUAAGGUAAAACAACGGGGAGUCAGGAACGCUUGCCAAUCUAAUGAUCGUCUGCCCACCCCUGCCCUCAAACACUGCAGUUCAGGGUCCAGCCAGCCUUAAGUAGGAGCCUCCUAGUGUUGGUUCUCUGUAGCACUAUAGAGGGGUUAGGUUCAUGGCUAGCUUCCUGUUCUAAACCUGAGCAUCUGAGUUGUAUUAGCUGGGGUGGCAGUGGCUCUGGAGAGAGUGAAAGGGAAAAAGCUUUCUCCAUUCCUUCCUUCUGAAAUGUCCCCAUAUAGACAGGGAGAGGAGUUCCAUUAACCGCACAGCACCAAUGGGUGCCCCCUGCUCCCAACGCUACCUCUGUCCAGUGAGCUUCAGCAGGCCAGUUUCCUCUCUCUUUUCUCUGCCUUCCAUUUUCCUCCCUUUUUACUCAGUUGACAUCCUAACAUUCUGUGUUUCAGAUGUUUCCAAUCCACCAGCCAUUUUCUCUCCUCUUUUUUUUGUGGUGGGCACCAUAACUGCUCUCAGUCAUAGACUGCAUUGAUAAGCACUCAGCCUGCUCCAUUUCUAGUUCAAAAUGGCAAAAUCCAGGUUAUUUACAUAGUCAUGGUCCUUCCACCCUGCUCCCUAAAAAGCAACAGAGACAGGAGGUCUUGUUGCUGUUCAGUGCAAAUCUGGAAGUUCACUCUUCAGAUAAUGAGUUACUAUUUUCUUACCUCUAAGCCAUCGGUCCCAGAGGCUCACAGGUGCUUGUUGUGCACUUUGACUUUAAAAAAUUAUUUUUGUUAAAUUUACAAAUUAAGUCGCUCAGGUGUAUUGUAUCCACUGCCUUUUUCUUGGAUGACCCCAUUUUGCUUCCAGACUGAUCUGCACUCAACCAGCCAAUUUUGCUACUGGAAGGAAUUGCAAAAUUGUCAUGCUUUAUAAUAGUAGAACAAUUAAAAGUGGUCACGCCUUGAUUUAUAGAGACGCUCCCUCUAUUGGUUCUAUAAUUAGCAAGGCAUCAUUGCUGGUGUGCAUCAGAAGCUUGGUAGAGGCCGAAGGAUGAUGCUGACAAUGGAAGCAUUCCCCAUAAAAACAGUAGAUCAAGUAAAAACCAGUUUUAAAGAGAAGAAGCUAUGUGGAAAGUGAAUAAUAAAUGCACCGCGAGGAACAACCGCCAUCAUUUGAAACAGACACAUCUUCAGUGGGCUCCUGGUGAGAUGAUACAGUGGGGCAGUGGUCAGGAUUGAACUCAGUCAAUUCUAUGGGAAGGUUUUGGCUGAGGUGCUGUUGAUUUCCUUCAAAUGCUUGUGGCAGUGACUCAAGGUGCAGCACUGUUAAGGACAUUAGUGGUUUGAAGGCAUUCAUGGUGCCAGUUUAAAUAAAUCAAGAUUUGAUUAAAUAAAUCAAGAACAGAUUUAUUAUUAAUGACAGUUUUGUUUUGUAAAUCUCACUUACUUUUACCUUCUGUUCCUAUCUCUUUUAACUUGUUUUUAUUUUACUGUCUUCCCAAUUUCUUUUUCUUUUUAACCUGAUCAAUCCUAGCUGCCAUUCUGUCUGAUUUUUAACCUGUUCGUUAAUUUUUUUCCAGAUCCCCCCUCCUCCAAAUCCUGAAGUUAUCCACCUUGGGGUUUUUCUUUGUUAAAAUUGGAAGGGGACCAUAAGUAUAUUUCUGUAAAUAAAUAAACUAUGUCCAUCUUCCAUUCAAUUUCAGGGAAUAUGUUUCCAACCAUUGGGGAUGUCCACUUAGCACCAUUCACAGAUGAGCAACUCUACAUGGAACAAUUCACAAAAGCUAACUUUUGGUAAGCCACUUUUCCUAGGAAGCAAUGCUCUCAGCCCAGUUCCACAAUUGCUGCAGUUUAUCCAACAGAAAACUAGCUGCUCAUGUAACAAACUGCAGUGUUGAUCUGUGCCAGACAGACUCAGGUUUGGGUAAACAUUAGCAGUCCCAUCUUUCCUAGUCUUCUAGAUAGCAGUGAAGAACCUCCAUGGUCCUCUGCAGUCUAACUGCUAUCUUUCCAGUAUAGGUUCUUUGGGAGGAGACUGAUAUUUGGAACCUCACAUUGGUGCAUCCUUGGAUACCCGGACCCUCCCAAGUCACCCAGCCUGCUGUGUUUUGUCUUGCAGGUAUCAGCCAUCCUUCCAUGGGGUAGACUUGUCAGCACUUCGGGGUGCAGCAGUAGAUGAAUAUUUCAGGCAGCCUGUUGUGGUAAGUCUGUCCUAUAACGCUGACAUAUGGCAAAAGUUGACAUUCUUCCUGAUGGUGGGAACAUGGUGAGGGGAAAGGAUGAAAUGUGAUUGAAAGAAAGCUGUCUCUAGUCCUCAGAGCCUUCCUAAGGGAGCUUCUGUCAGAAGAAAUUGGGGGGAGAAAAACUCCAGCUUUUGGAGUCUAAUCCUGACAAGACAGAAGUAUUGUUUUUGGGGGACAGGGGGCGGGCUGGUGUGGAGGACUCCCUGGUCCUGAAUAGGGUAACUGUGCCCCUGAAGGACCAGGUGCGCAGCCUGGGAGUCAUUUUGGACUCACAGCUGUCCAUGGAGGCGCAGGUCAAUUCUGUACCCAGGGCAGCUGUCUACCAACUCCACCUGGUACGCAGGCUGAGACCCUACCUGCCCGCGGACUGUCUCGCCAGAGUGGUGCAUGCUCUAGUUAUCGCCCGCUUGGACUACUGCAAUGCGCUCUACGUGGGGCUACCUUUGAAGGUGACCCGGAAACUACAGUUAAUCCAGAAUGCGGCAGCUAGACUGGUGACUGGGGGCGGCCGCCGAGACCACAUAACACCGGUCUUGAAAGACCUACAUUGGCUCCCAGUACGUUUCCGAGCACAAUUCAAAGUGUUGGUGUUGACCUUUAAAGCCCUAAACGGCCUCGGCCCAGUAUACCUGAAGGAGCGUCUCCACCCCCAUCGUUCUGCCCGGACGCUGAGGUCCAGCGCCGAGGGCCUUCUGGUGGUUCCCUCAUUGCGAGAAGCAAAGCUACAGGGAGCCAGGCAGAGGGCCUUCUCGGUAGUGGCGCCCGCCCUGUGGAACGCCCUCCCAUCAGAUGUCAAAGCGAUAAAUAACUACCUGACAUUUAGAAGGCAUCUUAAGGCAGCCCUGUUCAGGGAAGCUUUUAAUCUGUGAUAUUUUACUGUAUUUUUUGUUUCUAUGGAAGCCGCCCAGAGUGGCUGGGGAAACCCAGCCAGAUGGGCGGGGUACAAAUAAUAAAUUAUUUAUUUAUUUAUUUAUUUAAUCACCAAAGCCUGUGUGUGUUCAUUAGAGACUAAUACCAUGUGCUAGCUUGGUUACUUGCUCACAAGUAACACAACCAGUAAUCAGCCCAGUUGAUGAGAACCCGCAAGCUUCCAGCCUCCUCUUGAUGGCUUGAACACCUGUUAUACUUCAAUUUUGAAAACCAUAGUGCACCUGACAUGAGCAUUUUUCUUAUAUAGAGAGCCAUCAGUUUUAUGCCUUUGCUGUUGGACACAUUUAAACAAAGAUGAGAUUGGGUGGCCUGUAAUUUCUCCCAGGUCUGACUUCUUCAAAUGGAGCAAGUAAACACCAGGGAACUGGUAUUGCCAUCUGAAGGAAGCACUGAGCACUGGGGGAGUAGAGUGUCUUGGUUCAUGCCACUGUUUUGCAUGGAACAGAGCAAGGCUGGCAACCAUGAUGCUCAUCUCUGCUUACCUCUUAGGGUGGCAGGGAAGAAAGGCAUUGUUCUGUUGUAUGGCAUAAUAUUCACAAGCAUCUUCUGGCCCUCGGAGUAAGUUAGUAUGUUGUCUGUCUUCUUUACAUUUGUCUGGGAGUGGAAGUGAGUGGAGAGCAGCUCGGACUUGUACUUUUCCACUUCCUGACCCAACCAGAGGUUUUCAUUUAUGUGCUUCUCUUCCCAAGGACACCUUUGAUAUCAGGAUUCUAAUGGCCAAAUCUGUUAAAUACACAGUGAACUUCUUAGACGCCAAAGAAGCGGAUUUGCACAGGUAUGUUAUCCCCUUUAUAGGAGACAGAGGGAUAAUCCAGUCUGGCUCCCAGCUGUCUGUUACACUGGGUUGGGAGAAGCCAAAGUUAUACUGUUUCUGUCCUUAAAAAAGAAAAGAGAAAAAGAAAUUGUGUCUGCAGUACAUGCCAGUGUAUGAGUCUUCAUGAGUGUAUUGUUACUGUUGUGUGGCAGAGCCAGAUGAAAGUAGCCUGGCAGUCUUUCCUGAGCCAUAUUUUGGUCCUGCAUAGGAGCCCAGUCUUCUUCCCUUGAUCCUUUAACCAAUUAAGGUUCGCUAGAAACAGACUGGUGGCUUGAUGCCUGCUUUGCUUGCAGGAGACCUCAGACUCAGGGGUCAGGAUAAACAAAAAUGGGCUGAGAUGGUAUAAGAAUUCCGAAAUCAAGAGGGCCAACGUUUAAGAACUGUUCGAGUUGACUUCCUGUUCUUUGUGUUUUCUACCAUCCAUCACUCUGCUUGUUGAGGUUUCAGGCCAUGUCUGCUGAGGCUAUUUAUGGUUCAUUCAAAAAAUUACAACCUGUUUUUGAGGGCACACUGUCCAACGAAGGGAAUUUUAAGUAAGGUUUUAAAAUAAAUCAAAAUAACAACAGUUUAAUCAUUAACUUAAAACCACCAGCAGCUAAAAUUCUUCUAGCAUAGUAAAUAGAUCAGACACAGAUUAGAAUAAAAAUCUCUUCAGAGUUUUCCUAAAAAUCAGCAGUGACAAAGCCAUACAUAUUUCUCUGGGAGUUUCAAACAUGGAGAACUCUCAGUCUCUGGUUUCCAACAGUCUAACCAGUCUUACAAGUUGGUUAGAGAGCAGGGCCUCUGGUCUUAAUUCUGGUACUGUCUCACGGGGAGUCUCUUGUUUUGCAAUUCCUAUACAAAAAAACAAAGUAAAAAAACCUUCCUCAAGUCAAUGGAGUCUUGCCUUAACUAUUUCCCACCCACAUCCAGGUUGGGCUUGUUUCCAGAAGAAGGCUGUUGAGCAAUGACAAGAUACAAUCGUCUAGUGUAGAAUGACUAUGCAUAGUUCUUGCAUGUCUCCAGUCUGUAUCAGCGAGGUGGUUCUUAUCUUUUGACCUUCUGAAAAUGUGAAUGUCCAAAAUUUAUAUUCAGGUUAGAAUGAAAAAAGCAAAAAAACAGUACCCUUAAGAAAGCAGCCACACGCUAUUGAUUAGUACAGCUGGAGAAAGUGGGAGCCACAGCCUGAUAAGACCCAACUUAAAAGAAGAUCUUAGAUGGCCUCUAUAUGAGACAGAGGCAGUCUCAGAUCUCCAGCUACAUACAUACAUGCAUGCAUGUGGGUGGCGCUGUGGUCUAAACCACUGAGCCUCUUGGGCUUGAUGAUCAGAAGGUCGGCAGUUCGAAUCCCUGCGACGGGGCGAGCUCCUGUUGCUCUGUCCCAACUCCUGCCAGCCUAGCAGUUCAAAAGCACGCCAGUGCAAGUAGAUAAAUAGGUACCACUGUGGUGGGAAGGUAAACAGCGUUUCCAUGCGCUCUGGCUUCCGUCACAGUGUUCCAUUGCACCAGAAGCAGUUUAGUCAUGCUGGCCACAUGACUUGGAAAGCUGUCUGUGGACAAAUGCCGGCUCCCUCUGCCUGAAAAGCGAGAUGAGCAUCGCAACUCCAUAGUCACCUUUGACUGGACUUAACCGUCCAGGGGUCCUUUACCUUUACCUUUUACUUUGUGCUGACUAAGAAGAAACCAUGUGACUACAAGGGAGAGGGUGAAUUCAUGUGGCAUCUCCUCUUGUUUUCCAGGAUAGAAAUCCCGUUCAAAUUCCACAUGCUGCAUUCAGGUCUAGUCCAUGGGUUGGCUUUCUGGUUUGAUGUAGCCUUCAUCGGUUCAAUGUAAGUGGUGGCAAAAGUGCUCUUUCCUCCCAUCAGAACUUGGAUUUUAUAAAACAGAUAACUGAUUAUCACUCCUACACUGCAGUAAACUGGCAAGUUCAAAUUAAAUUAUCUUUUGACUUGUGUCCUUCGGUAGAUGAAUGUAAAUAUGUUUGUUUAACUUGGCAGCAGGGAAACAUAUUUAGAAAAAAACAGCCCUCGGGAUAGUAAAUGGAAGCUUGCAUUUCUUCACAACGCUAGAUUUGCUCUUGGCUGCACAGUUUGAUAGAGCGAACGCUUGCUUGCCAAUUCUGAUUUUGUUUCUUUAUUUAAUUCCAAGUCCAAUUAAGGUACUGGUUGGUUUUAAAGCUCUUAAUUUUUAAAACCCUGGCUAUCUUGGGAGAAUGCUGCCUCCCAUGUGAGAUUUUGAGAUUAUCUAAUGAGGUCCUAUUGCAGCGACUACCUUUUAUGGAUGCCAUAUUAGUUUCAAAACAUAGCUAAAUUGUUUCUGUAAUUGUCUCAAAGCACUAGAAAGAACUCCCUUGGGAUAUCUGCUUGUCUUGCUGUAUCACUGUUCUGCAAGCAGACUAAGGUGGCCCUGUUCUGUUGGGUGUUUUGGAGGAGAUACUCUCUUAUUACACUAUUUUUAUAGUGUUUUAGCUGUAUUUACUUCGUGUGUUUUGUGAUUGAAUUUUAUAGUGCUUUGAGAAUUGUUAUUUUCAACAACCACUAGUCCACAAAAGUGACUAUAAUGAUUAGAAGGAAAGCAUAUCUUCAGUUUCCUGUUUCUGCUAACAUAACAGAACCAAAAUAUCCUCAAAAAGUAACAAGUCUUCUAUUAAUUGUGGCCUUUCUAAUUAAAGUUGGCCCUCAUUAAUCAAGUGAAGCUUCAGCUGGUUAAAAUUUAAUCAAUUUAAAAUUAAUUUAAGCACUAAUAAAAGUUGACUAAAAGGACUGUACUAACCAUUAAAAGCAAGAUCAAGCAGGAAAGUAUUGACAGGUGCUUCCAAAAUGCGCACCUGCCACCAAACUGAACUUUCAAGAGGGACUGACUUGGAAGAGGAAAAACAGGAGCCUUGGUUUCUCUGUGGAGAGUGAAAACAGAUUGGUAUAUGACAAGCCAGGCCUGAGUGCAGCUACUUUGCAGCUGGGGAUAUGCUGACAGUUGGGAAACAGAGCAAUCUGAGAGGGGUAGGAUGUGGAUUUGUGACAACUCAAGUCCUUGUGUCUAAACAUGACUCCCUUGCCUCUCUCCUUCUGCUAGAAUGACCGUUUGGCUUUCAACCGCUCCGACAGAGCCUCUAACCCACUGGUACCAAGUUCGGUGCCUCUUUCAGUCUCCACUUUUUGCUAAGGCUGGUGACACCCUCUCAGGGACAUGCCUGCUCAUCGCAAACAAGAGGUAAGCUGAGAGGGGCCAGCUCAGCCGCAUGGAAAAACAAGCCCUCUUGCAGCUAUAAUAAUAAUAAUAAUAAUAAUAAUAAUAAUUUAUUAUUUAUACCCUGCCCAUCUGGCUGGGCCUCCCCAGCCACUCUGGGCGGCUUCCAUAGAAACCAAAAAUACACUAAAAUAUCACACGUUAAAAACUUCCCUGAACAGGGCUGCCUUAAGAUGUCUUCUGAAUGUCAUGUAGUUGUUUAUCGCUUUGACAUCUCGUGGGAGGGCGUUCCACAGGGCAGGCGCCACUACUGAGAAGGCCCUCUGCCUGGUUCCCUGUAGCUUUGCUUCUCGCAAUGAGGGAACUGCCAGGAGGCCCUCGGCACUGGACCUCAGCGUCCGGGCAGAACGAUGGGGGUGGAGACGCUCCUUCAGGUGUACUGGACCGAGGCCGUUUAGGGCUUUAAAGGUCAGCACCAACACUUUGAAUUGUGCUCGGAAAAGUACUGGGAGCCAAUGUAGGUCUUUCAAGACCGGUGUUAUAUGGUCUCGGCGGCCGCCCCCAGUCACCAGUCUAGCUGCCGCAUUCUGGAUUAGUUGUAGUUUCCGAGUCACCUUCAAAGGUAGCCCCACGUAGAGCGCAUUGCAGUAGUCCAAGCGGGAGAUAACCAGAGCAUGCACCACUCUGGCGAGACAGUCCGCAGGCAGAUAGGGUCUCAGCCUACGUACCAGAUGGAGCUGGUAAACAGCUGCCCUGGACACAGAUUUGACCUGUGCCUCCAUGGACAGCUGUGAGUCCAAAAUGACUCCCAGGCUGCGUACCUGGUCCUUCAGGGGCACAGUUACCCCAUUCAGGACCAGGGAAUCCUCCACACCUGCCCGCCUCCUGUCCCCCCAAAACAGUACUUCUGUCUUGUCAGGAUUCAACCUCAAUCUGUUAGCUGCCAUCCAUCCUCCAACCGCCUCCAGACACGCAGCUAGGUCAGAUUCUGCAGUGGCAGUGUCGUCUAGGGUGUUGUGUGCUGGACUUGAACCAGAGAAAGAUGAGUUCAAAGCUACGUGCCAGGCUGAUUAAGUUGUUACCAGGGUGGGGGAAUAAUGAUGAUUUAAAAAAUAAAAUUAAAAAAUCAGAUUUUUUUUUAUAAAAAUCAGAUUUUUUGAUUUAAAUCGAAUUUUUAAAAUAAAAUGCUUUUGGAGGAAAAAUAUUUCUAAGGCUAGUUUUCUAUUUAAGUUACAUUAUAGCCCAAAGGCUAUUCAUCAGGAAAUAAGGAAUUGUUUUAAGUUUUUCAUGUGUGCUAAAAUUCAGUCUCGGUUUUUAAAAAUUUUUUGUUUAACUACAUCAGUUAACAAACAUGGAUACGUAUGCUAUAAUGUUAUUGUUUUAGUUAAAUAAAUUGUUUAACGUAAAGCAGAAAAGUUGUCCAAAUAUAAACAGUUAACUUAUUAAACUUCACAAUAAUUACAUAAUUAUCUGUCUAUGUAUUUAUACUAGUAUAACCAAAUCAGUGAUUUUUGAUAUAACUGUAAAAACUAAUUUUUUUUUAGUUUUUUUAGUCUGAAAAUUUUUUAUUCCAAAAAUAAAACCUUCAUCUGGUUGUAAAUAUUAAGAUUUACCAACAAGAAUGAGUCUUUCUGUAAAAAAUGAUUUAAACCAAGUCUUACUGACUAGUGAUUUAAAUAGUUAUUUAAAUCGAUUUGAUUUAAAUCAAAUUCAACCUGGUUGUUACCUUCUCAUCAAUAAAUAGGGAUAAUAGUUACUUUCCCAACAGGAAGAUGCAACUUACUUCUGGGCUUGUGUAACUUGAAUCCAAGCUCAGCCUUCUUGCCUGCUAGCUGUUUUUUUGCACUUCAGAAAGGUCUUGUGAGCAAUAUUUGCCUGUCUUCCCUUUGCACAGCUCACUUCGGUCACAGCUGUCCUUUUGGUGUUUCAUUCUGCUUUGUAGAACCCAGCAGUAUGAGCAAGCCCAUUGCACUCCUGACAUUUUGGGAUUUGCCCCAACUUCUCCUGUGACUCUCACUAUGAAAGAGCCUGAGUUUUAGGCCUUAUCUGAGUCCAGUUACAUUCCUUCGUGUCUGCUGGCUUUAUUGCCAUUGCAAAGACUUCUGAAAGUAUAGAAUCAGGGAGGCCUUCAGUUAAAAUGAAGAGGCUUAUGGAUCCAUUCAUGUUGGUGGCUGCCCCCAAAUUAUCCUUUUUUGGGAUGGUCCCCCAAGUUCUGAAAUCACUUCCAUGUGAUAUAUCCAGGAAACAGGCCCUCUUAAAUGAGCUAUUAAAACAUUUCUCUUCAGGCAAACUGCUGCUAAGAUGUUGUUUUUAAUGUUUUAUCAUUGUCACUCUAAUUUUAUUUACACUGUUAUACUUUAGCUCUAACCCGCUUAAGGAACAACUGUUGAAAAGUAGGCUAAAGAUCAAUAAAUUAAGAUAUCCCCCGUCCAGGUAGAACUGGUAGCACAGAAGGGGAGCUGGCUUUGUUUGAGCUUUGAAGCUUUCUGCAACACUUGGGAAGUGUAUGUUGCCGGACUUCUCCAUCUCCUUUCCCAAUAAGCAAGAUUCUCUCACCCUCCUGCAAAGUCCUGGUCUCCAUUAGAAAUGGCCCUGCCGAAUUGUCAGAAGGGACUGGGGAGUCCUUUACCAGUAUCUCUUCCCCUUCUCUUUCAGGCAAAGUUACGACAUCAGUAUUGUUGCUCAAGUUGAUCAGACAGGCUCCAAGUCCAGCAACCUCCUUGACCUGAAAAACCCAUUUUUCAGGUAUGUCACGGUGAAUCUUACAAGGGUUUUUCCCCACCUCUAUAAUAAAGUUGUUGCUUUUUUAAAUGUGUGCUUGUGUGUGAGUGAGGAUGCAGUGUGUUUGAGGAACCGCUUUUCAGGGAACUACUUCUGCAUAACUCAAAAGCAAGUCUUCACUGGGCAGACUGGCAGGGGAAGCAAGCUAACUCUUCCUGAUGAAAUCGUUUUGCUUUCAUGACCUGUGUUGGGAGGGAUCGGGGGCUGGGUUGGAAAGACACACAGCGAUUUCAGGCAAAGCGGGUAGGAAAGGAGCAGAAAUGCAUUCCUUUCUUACUAGUAUAGUCAGGUAGCUUUUUGCUGGUGAGAGGAAAGCAAGGGGACAGAAAGAUGCAUAUUCCUUCCUAUUCCUCCUUUAUCUUCUGAGGUGAGCCCCCCAAUAAAUGUGAACCACUAGAAUGUGGGCCCUUUCAGCAAGGCUAAGAGUAUAAGAAGCCCCUCUGGAUUACCCCACAUAAUCAUCUCACCCAGUAUUUGGGUUUCCCUCAGUGGCCAGCCAGAUUUUGAAUAACUUGCCAUCUUCCACAAACCAGGCUACUUCACUGCUCACACUUCGGGAAUCUAAGCAUGAGUCAAUUUCUUUGAUGAGAAGAAGGGAGACAUCUCCUCAUUUGGGUCCUGGUUUGUUGUAAAUCAGAUUCUAUUGCCUUAAAAUAUUCACAUCUAGUUAAUCCUUGUUUUUAUUUCCAACAACAUCUUGCUAAUUUAUGUUGUGAUCUACCUUGAGUGGGUGAGGAAAGGUUAGUGUGCAGAUAUUUAAAGACAUUUGCUCCUAGCCAGUGACUGCUGGAGCCCUAGAAAUCCAGCGGCAUAGUUGCCUCUCUGCAUCUUGCGUUUUGGACAGAGGAGCCCUUAAAACGGUGGCAAGCAGAAUAGUUGCUCUUGCUUUCUACUGGUGGGAUGUGAUGGCAAAGUCUCUGUGUUGUACAACAUGCAUCGCCACCACUUCUCGAAUACUUGGUUUAGUUUGAGAGGGUGGCUAAGCUGUGGCCUUCCAGAUGAUGUCGAACUACAACUCCUAUAAUCCCUGAUCACUGACCCACACUGCUUUGGGGUGAUGGGAUGGCACUUCGUGGGCUGUCCUUGGAUUAAAGUGUGGCAGAGGAAUUCUGGCACCAACUUCUUACCGACAAUAGCUUUUUGGAGACACAGUAUUGUAGAGAGGGUUUGGGGUUUUUUUAUGUGUCCUGCCAUGUGUGUGUUCAAAUUUUCAAAGUGCUUCGAGCUCUACCCUGCAAGAAAGUGAAAGUAGCAGGAACAGCACUGCUGCAAUAGGCAACUGAACAUUUUGGCACGAUUGUCAUGGCUAUCUAUUGGGCAGUGCUCAAUACAUCUGUGUGAGUGUGUGAGUGAGUGAUAGAGAUAUUCUGUAUUUUACUACUUGAAACAUCAGUUCUUUAUCUGCAUAAACAUUCAGGUAAGCUAUCCUCCUGUCUCCUCUUUUUAAAGAUAAAAGCAGAAUUUUGCUUUGUUGUGUGUUCUUCUCUUAAACCUAAGGUGGAUGUUUUUAUAAAAUCCUAGAAUGCAUUUGAAUGCAUAUGGAAAUGUCAUAUACUUUCAUUCAGUGGUCUCUUGGCCCCACAGUAUUAGCUUCUCUCUCUAUGCCAGUUUGUGUAACCCACUUCAUGGAUUCCACAAAAGCUUAUGCCGCAAUAAAUUUAUUGUGCUUUAAAGUUGCCACAAGACUCUCCUGCUCCUCUGGAUGAUGGUUGGAAAUGGCCCACGAUGUCUAGAAUGAUGAGCCACUGGGGCGCUUUGAUCUCCAGAGUAUUGACGUUGGCGCUGGUGUUUGUGUGUGUGAGUGAGGGUGUGUGUGUCUGCCUUCCAGGUACACAGGUACAACUCCUUCACCCCCGCCAGGCUCGCACUACACCUCUCCUUCAGAGAACAUGUGGAACACAGGUGGCGCCUACAACAUGAGCACAGGGAUGGCUGUUGCUGGUACUGUACCUUCUUCACUGUCACUCCUGGGCAAAGCUGAUGGGUCAUCUAUGUUCCUCAGUCAUUUUGGGUCUGGACAGUCAGGACAUCAGCCAGGAGUGCUGGAUGCCACAGGGCUCGAGCUUUGCCUUCAGUUUGAAGGUUCACUGAAUGGUUUUGGCUGUAAAGCUUUCUCAUACAGUAACGUGAGGGCCUGCGGCAAGCAAUCUGGUUUUGUUUGCAGUCGUAUCUCAUCCAAUCCUGGUGGUUCAAAGUCCUUUCUGCAGCGGAGAAUAGGAACAUCUUAGACCCAUGUAAUCAAAAUUGAGCAGUCUGCAGAGGCAAGCAUAACAAGUGGGAGGAUUUUCUAGCUAAUGUCACAGAGUUUAGAUUUUGAGUAGCUAUGGGGUGAUGAAGAGCAAAUUUUCUCCUCCAAGGGCAAGCCCUAUUGAUGACACUGUGUCCAUAGCAUUAAUCAAGCAAAUCAUUUGCAACUAGAACAGUAUUCUUGGGAUGUGGCAACUGCCUUUCUCUCUCUCUGUAGAGUUGGCACAUGUGUGAUGCAGAAUAUCAUACUUCUAUAUAAUCACUAUCCUUACAAGAACCUUGGGGUGUUCGUGCCGCUGCCCUUAUCUUCCUGCUGGUGGUUCUGCAGUAGAUCAUUGUAUGGCAUGUACACCCUCAGUCUGUUGGAGAUUAUACCAGAGCAGAAAGAAGCUGGCUCCCUUGCCCCGAGCUCACACAUGAAGAUGCUCGUACUUACACAGCAGACAUGAAUUUUCCUUCUCCAGUUGACUCUUUUGAUGUUGACUACUAUUUGCUGACUGGAGCACUGAGACUGAGGAGUACCUGUUGCACUGGUGCUGUCAACAUUUUUCUGUUCGCGUUUCUUGCUGUCACCUGCAGACAGCUGCCUGUAACCCCUCAGCAGCUUGCUCAAUGUUGUGUCUCAUUCUGCUGAGCACCUAAUGUCGUAACCUUUUAGCACUGGUAAAGCUAAGCAGAUGUGGAUGAGAGAUUGCUGGGAGCCCUGUGUCAGCUGCUUUUUUCAAGGAAGAGUGGACUUGGAGUGUGAUUAAUAUAAAUCUCCUAUUGUCCCAGGGGGUAGAGCAGCUUAGUGUAUGUUUGAUGUCUACCCAGCUUCUGUUGGGAGAAAAUUUCCCUUUCCCCCAACCAUUCUCCUAUUGGGCUUCUCUCCGCUGGCCACUGCUGUUCACCCCCUUUGUACCUGUCUGAGUUGAGUUGGCCAACACCUAUGUCCCCUCUCCCAGGCACAGCAAAUGCUGUAGCCUCCGUCAGUUGCUGAGAUGGUUCCAACAAGGCUGCUAGCCUUCCUUGACAGAGAAGAUCCAGAUUCCAUCCACUUCUGUUCAGCUAGUUCUCAAGCAGCAACUCCUUCCUCCUCCAAAGGCAAUUUUGGCAAGGCAUCUCUUUCUCAAGCAACCCAGCCAGACAUAUAGAAGGGAAGAGAGAACUUCCAAGUACCGUGGAGUGGAGUGCAGUGAGGAAGCCCCUCUCUUACUUUUCUGUAAGAACCAGAUUACGGCCCAGCUUCACUGCAGCUUUUGCCCAGGAGAGCUUCUGCAUGAAAAACCCUAUCCCUGCCUGGAACAGCCUGCCCCUUUUUGAAAAUCAGCUUAUGGGAGGAGGGGUGGUGCAGUGUAUGUGGCUUGGGGAGGCUCAUGCGUCUGUAACACUUACCAUGUAAUGGCCUCUCCUGCCACAACGGUGCUGGGCAGGAUGCUUGAAGGUCUAGGUGUGUGUGUCUUGGUUAGUGCCUUCCUCGUUUCUCACCCUCUUCCCUUCUACCCCGUGCUGCAGGGAUGCCCACAGCCUAUGAUCUCAGCAGCGUGAUUGCUGGUGGCACCAAUGUUGGCCACAACAACCUUAUUCCUCUAGGUGAGUUUAUCUGCAAUGUGGAGCAGAUUAUAUCUAAAUGGGAGGAUCCUAGGAAACAUGAGAGUCAGUGGCUGAGAUGAAGGCCCCAGCUCUCAGAUCUCCUGAGCGCCUGAUCUUUUGGGUUUUACUCCUGGCUCAGAGGUCAUGAGGAGAUCCUUUGCCCUACUUCAUCCAAGUACCGGGCUUGUGAAUGUUCAACAGGGUAUACAUGCCUUUGGCCACAGAAUUAUCUUCCUGCUCAUUGUCCUUGAGUUUACCAUGUGCACUAAGCCCAACUGUGGAAGAAGAGUGUCUCUGCAGGUUCUAAGAAGUUGGGUUGAAUAAUUAGAAUUUUGGGUUCAGUUCCAGUUCAUUUGUAUUUCUCUGGUUCAGACAUUUAAGUUUUACAAAAUGGUUUUAAAUAGAACUCAUAAAACUAUCAUAACUCACUUGCUUACAGUGUAAUUCCUAUGAAGAGUACGCUUGACAUUUAACAUUCUUAUUUGUUCUUAAAACUGUUGCCUGCACUGCUAUCCCUCAGAACUCAUCAGUCAUGUUUGAUUCCUGAUGGAACAGAAAGGUGCCCUCUCUGUGUUGGGUUAUAUGCUCAAAUAGUUUGAACUGUGCCAGGUUCCAAAAGCAGAAGCAACAAGAGAGAUUCAGUAGAGUCCAUACCUGAUGUUCUUUAGGCCUAGUCUGUGCUGUUGUGCAUGUUGGGUUUGGGGGCCUGUGCUGUUGGGUUUGGGGGCCUGUGCAGAGCCAGUUUCAGGAACAAGUUAGAGAACUAGCUUGAGAAUUGGGGCCUGCUCCGUUUCCCCUUGAAAAGAAGCUAACAAGGGAUGUGCAGCAGAGGGUGAGGUGGGAACUUUGCAACUGCCACAUAGAUCUCAGGUGUAAAUCACAAAGAAAAGGCACCUGCCAUGGGGAAGGAAAGAAGGAAGGCAGGAAGGCAGAUUGUGUGACUGCACUGAUAGCAGUUGUUAUAGUUAAGCAACCUGCACCACCAGUUGUGAUCUCUGUGCAUUCACACAUGCAUAACUGACAAGCUGACAUCCCUGAAGGUGGGUGUCAAUGUUCUUAUAAAACAGAAUGCAGAACAGCCUUGCCACAGUUGACUCCUGGGAUCAUUGAUGGGAUGGUCAUGAUGUAGUCCUCUGUGGGAUCCCUUGCUUUUGAGCAUGAGGAGACCCAUUAUCAGUAGAUAGUAGGCUUUACCUUCCCUGCAGUCUUGGCUCCGAGUAUUGUACUUUGUUUUCUCAUAGGAAUGAAUGGCAAACGAUUUACCUUUAAGGGCAAACACACCAAUUGGCAUAUUCUGGACAGAUAAAAACUACUCCAUGCCCCUUGUGGCAAACGUGUUUAUUCCCAUCUGUAACCCCAUCCUGGCUUGUUUCUUGGUCACCCUGAAUAUGAAGGAACUAAGGAAGUUAUGAGAAGAUGUGAGCUGGCUUAGCCAAACAAGUGCUGGCAUUAUACUUAAGCAAUAGGCAUGUACCUGCCCCAGGAAGCUUACACACUAAAUGGUGAUGGAAGGGGGAGAAUGAAUGAGAAUAAAUGUCAGUCACAGCCGGUUCAUCAUUGGAAUGUGAAACUUAAGAAAUUUAGCCAUGCACACUUUAUUUAAAUCGGCUGUUUCUUUGCCUUGAGAGAAGUGGUUUGGGGUCAAAGUAAAUGCAGAACAACCGAUCUUAGACUCUCCCUUCCUGUCUCUCUUGGCCUACUUUUCUAGACCUGAAGUGGGUGAAUUAUAGGUUUUUUCACCACUUCAGCCCUAGAGAAGUUGGCCAAGAGAGAGACAGGAAGCAGGAUUAUGGGAUUGGCACAUCUGCAUUUAUUUUGUACCUAGUUAAGCUACAUCUCUCAGACCUCGAUAAUUGAGAUACUCAUUUUGAACUGGUUAUGGUUUGGGGUGGCUCAAGUUGAGUCCAAGGCAUCUUAGGCUCGGGUAGUUCUGGCGUCACGAAUCAAAAUGCCUCUGAAUUUGAGAUCAUACUUGUUUGGAGGUCCAGGUGUUUUAUCUCUGCUUAGUAGUUGGCAGCCAGAGGCAGAGUGGGAGAAGCAGUCAGAGAGGGGGAUUCACUAUGUGUACAGCCUGUUUUUCAGAUACUGUUGGGAAUGGUCCAUCUGUGGUGCAUGCUUACAGCUUGGGAGGUGGGGGUUAAGGUAAAGUGAAGUAGCCUAGCGCAGAUUGAACCUGUCUGUGUUUUUCCUCCUCCUUUUAUUUCUUCCUGAGCAGCCAACACUGGGAUUGUCAAUCACACCCAUUCCCGGAUGGGAUCCAUCAUGAGUACAGGGAUUGUUCAAGGUAAACCUGGUCUGGGCUUUCUUGGAGUUGAGGGGAAAGGAUGUGUUUGCCUCUGUUGAGCCUUCUCCUUUUUGGGGGUUUGAGCUGUAUGGCCGCAAAGGGAUCAGGCACUUCAUUGGGAACGAGAAAGGUCAAAGGCUGCCAUGUUAAUUGCGGAAUGUAGUCAAACUUCAGUUGUCGAACGUAAUCUGUUCAGGAAGACGGUUCGACUUCCAAAACAUUCGACACCCGAGGCAUGGCUUCCGAUCGGUCGCAAGAGCUUCUUGCACUCAAGCAGAAGCCAUGUUGGAUGUUUGGGUUUUGAAAAAUGUUUGAAAACCAGAGCAUUUACUUCCGGGUUUUCGGCAUUCAGGAACAGAGCUGUUAGAGAACUGAGGUUUGACUAUACUAUAUCACCCUUGAAGCUUAAACUAGAUAUCCCCAAAAUGCCAGUAAUGUGAACACUGAACAUUUAUAGCAUCCCAUUUUGGCAUCAAAUUACUUUGCUUCGUGAUGGGUGAAUUAAUAGCUGAAUUGGGUAGGUGAAGAGAUUGACUUGGCUUAUUGUGACAGAGGCUUCCCUAAACAAGCAUUCACCGUCUCAGAUGCAUGGACCGAAAAGCUAGUGGGCUAUAUCAUGACAGCUUCAGUCUCCUAUCAACUUCAGCAAGCUAUUGCCUACAGAAUUUCAUGCCAUAUCACUUUGCCUCUUGUUUCUGCAGAGUGUGGUGGCCCAAGCUGGUUGAAUUUCAUUUUUCAACCAUGUAUGCAGACCAUGUAACGCCCAAAAGUAAGAAUCUGAAUUUAUAUUGAAACCUGUCAGUUUAGAGUUGCUUUAGCUCCCUCAUAGAGGUUCCCAGUGUGUAUACAUACAUACAUACAUACAUACAUACAUAUAUAUAUAUAUAUACACACACAGUCAUACCUCUUGUUACGUUUGCUUCAGGUUAAAUCUUUUCGGGUUGCAUCCUGUGACGACACGGAAGUACCGGAAAGGGUUACUUCCGGGUUUCGCUGCUUGCACAUGUGCAUGCACUCAAAAUGAUGUCAUGUGCAGGAGCAGCGAAUCACGACCUGCGCACGCGCAGACGCGGGUUGCGUUCUGUUCAUGUUGCGAACGGGGCUCCGGAACGGAUCCCAUUCGCAACCAGAGGUACCACUGUAUAAAGCUAGUGGUCUAGUGCUCAGGAUUUCUAUUUCUGCUAGAAACCUGACUUGAUUCCUUACAUAUGAGACUUCUGAACUUUUUUCUUUUUUUCCUGCAGGUUCAUCUAGUGGUCAGAGUGGAGGAACAUCAAGUGCUCACUAUCCUGUCAACAGUCAGUUCACUAUGGGAGGCCCGGCCAUUUCCAUGGCAUCUCCCAUGUCCAUCACAACCAACACAAUGCAUUAUGGGAGCUAAGAGACCCUCACCCCUGAUCCUCUGAACUGACAGCACCAGGAAACCAAAUGAAGAAGAAAAAAUUCCGCCCUGCCCACCUGCCUUCUGCACCUCAGUUUGGCAAUUGCUUCUCUGGAUUUCUUCCACCCCUGCCUCCCCCCCCCCCAAAAAAAAUUAGGCUUGCCAGAGAUGUUCUGACCCUUGUACAAUAGAAGACACCCCCCACUCGUUCUUUGAUAGCAGACUUGUACACUUUUUUAUGAAAUGUUGGAAACUUCAACUUGCUCAACCAUGACUGAGUUCCUGCGCUCACUGUGUCUUACAACCAAUCAUGUCGCUAGUGGUAUCAUUCUUCAAAUCUUCCAUGACUGAUCAGCAUUAGGCACAGGUUGUAGAGCAAAGCUGCAACAGGGCUUCUCAGCAGUACUGUGGACAGCCCAGUGGCAGCGCUAGUAACCUGAGCCUUCAUCCUUGCUCCCAGUGUUUUUUGAACGAAGGGGCUGCAGCUGGCUGUAGAGUGGGCACAGGCGAAAAUCCAGCUGCUCAUCCUUCCAUCUGUGCGUUGGUUUCUUCCACCCAACCCAACCUCCGGGUUCAUUGCUUUGCUAAGACUUAGGAGGAGGAAGUGUUUCCUGCCACGAGGGAAAAGAAAAGGCCAACAAGCCCUCCUGGCUGGCUUUGUGAGGAGUUCUGGCAACUUACUGCUGUAGAUCUUUGGGCUUCCGGAAGAACAUCUGAGAUGAGAUGGACUGUUGUGCCACGAGUAUCUUAUCAGCCGGUCUGAUGAUUGCCUGUCUCGGGGGGGAAUCUCGAUGUAGCAUCAAAGGGUUAAAAAAUUUUAAAACAUGAAUGUACCAAAAAGAAAAAAAAGGUUGCUGGCUGAAAGUGAACAGUUUGUGUAUCAGUUUCCUGUUGCUCAGCUCAUCUUGACGGCUAUGCCCAGCUCUGGCUCCAUUUCCACCCUGUUUUCUAGGCUGUUGCAGCUGCUGUCUCUAGUCCAUUUUUCUCUUCAGCUGGGCAGGCAGUGGGGACUGGGUGCCAAGUGGCUUAGUAUAUAGACUUGCCUGCUCCCUGCAGUAGCCACCAGGGACUCUUAGAGUAGAUGGUUCUGGCAUCUGUUAUGGAAGCCCCUUUGUAGUCUUUGUAUGUGUAACCUGUAACCAUUUAUGGUAUUUUCUUUCUUUUGUUCCUUUCAGAGCCACCAGUUGGCAUGUUCGAAAGGAAUUGGCAGGGACCCGUUUUAUGGAGGGAGGGGAGUGUGUUUUACUUAGGCAGUUUCCUUUGGCUCCCAACAGGGGCUUGGUGGGCUGAAUUUGGGGGGGAGGAGGGAGGAGGGGUCUUGUGCAGAAGCUCCAUAGUGGCUGAAUUGUGGGGUCUACACAGUCAAUUGUUAGGUCUGGCUGAUCAAUGAUUUUGUGACUAUUGAAUAAAACUGGGAGGGUUUUG